UCGUUUGAGUGAAUUUAUAAUUAGUUGAUGUGCAAUAUUAAUAUAAAAUGGAUAUCGAUGGUAAUUUUGAUGAAGAUUUAUUUUGUGGAACACCACCUGAAGUUUUGGAGGCAGUCAAUGAAGCUACUCUUAAUCUGUUGCCAACUAAAUCGAGGGGAAGUAUGAAAAUGCUUAUCAACGUUUUAUGGAAUAUAGAUCAAGUAAAGGAACUUAUUCGUUUUCGGAAAAUGUGGUACUCGGAUAUUUUCUUGAUUUGUCGAAAAAGAUGAAACCCUCAACACUUUGGGCAAAUUACUCCAUGUUGAAGGCCACUCUUAUGUUAAAGCAAAAUGUAGACAUCACUUCAUAUAACAAACUGCGAGCAUAUUUGAAAAAGCAAUCCGUGGGUUACAAAGCAAAGAAGUCGAAAGUCUUCACCAACGAACAAAUCCGAGAAUUUAUGAUGAACGCUCCAGAUGAUACUUACCUCAUGGCUAAAGUUGUGGUAAUUUUCGGAAUUUAUGGCGCCUGUCGGCGAGAGGAGUUAUGUAACAUAAAGCUUACGGACAUUGAGGAUUUGGGUUCACAACUACUGGUGAAGAUUCCAUGCAACAAAACCAAUAAACCACGGUCGUUUAUAGUAAACGACACUUAUUUAGAAACAUACCGUAAAUAUGCAGCCGUUCGACCAUCCAAUUUUCACUGCAAUAGGUUUUUCUUCAAAUACCAUAAUGGUAAAGGAUUUAAGCAAGUAGUGGGGGUGCAUACAUUUGCCAGCAUUCCACAAAUCGUUGCUAACUUUUUGAAACUGUCCGAUGCAAACCUUUACACGGGACAUUGUUUUCGAAGGACAUCUGCGACAAUUUUGGUAGAUAAUGGUGCAGAUUUGACUGUUUUAAAACGUCACGGCGGUUGGAAAUCGUCGAAUGUGGCGGAAGGAUAUAUAGAAGAAUCCUUAAAAAAUAAAAUGGAUGUGGCAGAGAGAAUAGUUACUUCAAUUUCUGGCGCACAUAUUCAGUGUAAGGGUGCAAGCAAUGUUGGCGUCUCUACUAGCACCAUCUCCAAAACAAAUACGGAGUCCACUUCUUCAAUUAAUUAUGAAGUAGAGUCGACAUUGACUGGACUAUCAAAUUUGAUUGGAACCUGCAAUAAUUGUACUAUUAAUGUACAUAUUAAUAGGCAAUAAACUAUUCAUUUGCGUGUAUAACUGUUCUUUUAUUUUUUCAUGCUCACAAGAAUAUAGAUAUUUUCCCGUACUGUACAGGAAUUAAGAUUCCCGUACAGUACGGAAAUCACAUGCUUUGUGAUGACAUAAACAAAACAAUAAUAUGCCAUUUU
This is a messenger RNA of Photinus pyralis (common eastern firefly), 1317 nucleotides long. RefSeq lists its product as uncharacterized. The transcript is spliced from 2 exons. The record is from RefSeq and is a predicted model, not a curated record. Gene Ontology annotation, biological process: DNA integration; DNA recombination. NCBI's taxonomy places the organism in Eukaryota, Metazoa, Arthropoda, Insecta, Coleoptera, Lampyridae. Gene Ontology annotation, molecular function: DNA binding. Bases 185 to 1165 code for a protein of 326 amino acids.